Molecule: messenger RNA, 3273 nt
Organism: Hordeum vulgare subsp. vulgare (domesticated barley)
Lineage: Eukaryota; Viridiplantae; Streptophyta; Magnoliopsida; Poales; Poaceae
Product: disease resistance protein PIK6-NP-like
Exons: 4
Coding region: 77-2947 (956 amino acids)
Biological process (GO): defense response to other organism
Molecular function (GO): ADP binding
Source: RefSeq, a predicted model, not a curated record
AAGAGCACCCAAACGUACCGUAGCCACACUUCGGCCCACGACCAAAAAACAAAACCACUAUACCAGUCAACAAGCCAUGGCCAUGAGUAUGGCAACGGGCGCCAUGGGCUCCCUGCUCCCCAAGCUUCUCGAGCUCCUCAAGGACGAGUACAAGCUGAAGAAGAAAGUCAGGGACGGCGUCGAGUCUCUGGAGAAAGAGAUGAGGAGCAUGGAGGCUGCCCUCCAAGUUCUGGGCGAGGUGCCGCGGGAGCAGCUCGAUGUCCAGGUCAAGCUCUGGGCAGGGGAGGUGAGGGAGCUUUCCUUCAAGAUGGAAGACGUCGUCGACAAGUUCCUGGUGCAUGUCGAUGACGGCUCCAAGCCUGCUGCCAAGUCAGAUAAGCUCAAACUGCUCACCAAGAAGAUGGCAGGCCUGUUCACCAGGGGGAAGGCUCGCCAUGAGAUCGCUGACGCGAUCAAGGACAUCAAUAAGCAAGUCCAAGAGGUUGCGGGCAGGCGCGCAAGGUACAAUAUCGACAAUGUCAUUGAUAGGCCUGCAGCUGUGACGCCCAUCGAUCCUCGCCUUGGCGCCCUGUACACGGAAGUGACAGAGCUUGUUGGCAUUGCUGGGAAAAGGGAUCAAGAGAUAAUGAAGUUGCUCUCGGAGGGGGGUGACAUGGCAAAGAAGAAUUUGAAGAUUAUCUCUGUUGUCGGAUUCGGAGGGAUGGGCAAGACCACUCUCGUCAAAACGGUCUAUGAGAAGAUCGAAGGCGAUUACGACUGCACGGCUUUCGUUCCCGUCGGUCGAAAGGCUGAGGCAAAGACGGUUUUCACAAAUAUCCUUCUUAAUCUUGGCAUGAAUGGAAGUGAGCUCAUCAUGUUGAAUGAGAAACUGCUCAUCGACAAACUCCGGGAAUUUCUCAAGAACAAGAGGUACCUUAUUGUAAUUGAUGAUAUAUGGGAUGAAGAACUAUGGAGAGUUAUCAAGUGUGCAUUCUCUAGUAGUAACAAUUUUGGCAGUCGGUUAAUCACGACAACUCGUAUAGUCAGUGUAUGUGAAUCAUGCUGCUCGUCUACUAAUGAUUCAAUUUACAUAAUGGAACCUCUUAGUGAUGAAGAUUCGGAAAGGUUGUUUUAUAAACGGAUAUUUUCUCUAGAGAGUGGCUGUCCUCCUGAAUUUGAAGAAGUAUCUAGAGAUGUAUUGAAGAAAUGUGGUGGUGUUCCAUUAGCGAUCAUCACCAUAGCUAGUCUUUUGGCUAGUGGUAAGCAGGUCAAACCAAAGAAUGAGUGGGAUGCUUUGUUGGAGUCUAUUGGUCGUGGACUUACCGAAAACCGUAGUGCCAAGGAGAUGAUAAGGAUACUAUCAUUUAGCUAUUAUGACCUGCCUUCCCAUCUGAAGACAUGCUUAUUAUAUCUAAGCAUGUUUCCGGAAGAUAGUGAGAUCAUGAAAGAUCAGUUGAUAUGGAUGUGGAUUGCUGAAAGCUUUGUCCAACGUGGAAAAGAAAAGACUAGUCUCUUUGAGGUUGGGGAAACUUACUUCAAUGAGCUUGUGAACAAAAGCUUGAUACAACCGGUAUAUGAUGAAUUUGGUUUUUUAUAUGCUUGUCGUGUCCAUGAUAGUGUACUUGAUCUAAUUUGUUCCUUGUCAAGUGAAGUGAACUUUGUAACUAUAGUAAGUGGUACUAGUGAUACCAUGUCUUCGGAGGGCAUUGUCCGCAGAUGGUCCCUCCAAAAUGCUAGAAAAGAAGAAGGUCAAACCAUGCCUCCCCGAUCUGAGAGUAUAGGGCAAGCAAGGUCUGUUGUUACAUUCGCACCUGCUUUUGAUCUAAUGCCACCAUUGUCGAGCUUUGUUGUUUUGCGUGUAUUAGAUUUGAAUUUGGAUGGAUAUGGUGGUACUAUGGAGGACCAUCUCAACCUUCAAGAGUUGGGGAGUUUACUUCACUUGAGGUACCUAAGGCUAUCCGGACGAGGAUUUGCUGAUUUGCCGGAAGAUAUUGGAAAGUUGAAGUUUUUGCAGGUGUUGGUUUUGCCUAGAGGUCCAAGGCUGCCGUCAACUGUUAUUAAGCUCACAAUGUUGAUGUGCCUGCGGAUUAAUAGUGGGAGGUUUCAGCUUCCAGAUGGUGUUGGAAACCUGAGAUCAAUGGAAGUGUUGAAUAAGAUCAAUGUUGGCUCCGUAAGCAUUGUACAAGAGUUGGGCAACAUGCACGUACUGAGGGAGCUCAAUAUUCAGUUUGAGAGACUGGAGCUGGUGCAAGCUUUUGUGGAGUCACUAGGAAACAUGCGAAAGAUCCAGCGUGUAGAAAUCAGUGCCAAGUGUGAGGGUGAAGUUCCAAUGGAUCUCUUGGGGGGGAAUUGGAUGCCCCCUCCAAGUCUCCGGGAGUUUGGCAUGCUCCAAGGAGUCAGCUUUUCUACUAUGCCAGCAUGGAAACCAUCAGACCUGUCACAACUCUCCCUUUUAGGAAUAUUACAUCUUAAGGAAUUGCAACAGGAGGAUCUGAGAUUCCUUGGAAGGUUACCGGCUCUUCGGAGGCUCGGGAUUAAGAGCGACAAGCAAAGGCCGCUACUCUUCGCUGCCGAGGGGUUCCGUUGUUUGGAAAGAGUCUCCUUGCUUUCCAAGUCGUCGAGCCAAAUAUUGUUCCAGCCAGGAGCUUUGCCCAAGGCAGAACUAGUUUGGCUCGAUAUCGGUUUGUGCGCCGCAAAGGAGGAUGCAGCUGGCAACAGUGGCGAUUGGUUUGACAUGGGCAUGGGGAACCUGCCGUUCCUUCGUGAUGUCAACGUUGAACUCUUCCGUUCGGGAGUGACGGUCAGGGAGGCCAAGCAAGCCCAGGCUUCGCUGGAGAACGCCCUCCGCGCCCAUCCAAAGCGUCCCGCCUUUUCCAUCUACUUCGACGAGGACAUACCAGAAGACGCUUGUGACGAGGACGUCUACAUGAAGGGCGUCGAAUGCAGCAAGGAUCAAGAAUCGAAGUGAAGAACCUGCCUGCAGGAUGCCAUCGUUUAUUGGAGACACACGCAUCUGUAAAACAUUUGCGUGAACGGCAACAACAUCGACCAACCACCGUCACUCAUUGAGCUUAUUUUUUGGCUCAAUGAGGAAAAAAACAAAAAAAAGAGAAAAAAGGAUAUCAAAAUAUUACAAAAAAAGUAUUCACUCGCUACUAGUUAAGUAUCUUUCUUGUCCUAGGGAAAAUAAAAUGGGGAGGGUAUAUGGAAAGAAAACAAAAAAAAUGUAUUUUGUAGUUUAAUGCGUGUGUUUUUUGUUUCAAUCUCAAGAUUGACUUACUUUCUCCAAGAAAA